Molecule: messenger RNA, 1157 nt
Organism: Mustela lutreola (European mink)
Lineage: Eukaryota; Metazoa; Chordata; Mammalia; Carnivora; Mustelidae
Gene: SYCE3
Product: synaptonemal complex central element protein 3
Exons: 3
Coding region: 751-1017 (88 amino acids)
Biological process (GO): reciprocal meiotic recombination; spermatogenesis; synaptonemal complex assembly
Cellular component (GO): central element
Source: RefSeq, a predicted model, not a curated record
CCCCUUCCGCCCUCCCCUCCCCCAAACCAAGCCCGCUCAAGUCCACCCUCUGGACGGCUCUGAGCGGGGGGACGUCCCUGCCCUGCGACCCCCGCACCGCGGCCGUCAUUCGCCCGAGCAGCCCGCGCCCUCGCGCUCCCGCAGCCGGCAGUCCGGGAGACCCUAACCCGGGGACCGCCGGGGCGCUCUCCUGGCGGCCGCAGGUCCCUGGGGGCGGACAGCUGCCUCGACGUCGGCAGGCGCGGUGGUCGCCAAGACGGAGAGCGUCUGGGCCUGCACGAACGCCUCCUGGCACCUGCUGGGCCAAGUGCUGUCCCGGACACUGGGGACGCGGUGGUCAGGAGGCCCGGGCCCUGCGGGCAAGGCCUUGCGCCGGCCAACCGCGGAGAAGAGCACAACCAGCAGGUCCACGAGGGGACCCUCCCUUCAGUUCCGCUCUCCCUCCGCCUCAGCCACCCCUACUUCGGGCAAGAGCCCCCGCGGCGGCGACCCCGCCCCUUCCGCUCUGGAGACCAGCCAAUGAGACCUCGAGGCCGAGACUCGGGACCAGCCAGAGGGCGGCACACUCACGUGUUUGCGGCCCAGCCCCUUCCGCCUCGGGACACUGGCCAAUGAGGGCGAGAAAUCAUCUCCAGGGGGCGGGUCUGCUAACGGAAAGGGGCGGGGUUCCGUGGCCAGCUCGGGCCGCGUGCUCCCCACCACACAAGUGGGUCGCGGACCACCACGCGAGGAGCGCAGGCGGUGCUUGAGAUGGCUGAUUCUGACCCUGGAGAAAGAAACUAUGACAACAUGCUGAAAAUGCUGUCAGACCUGAAUAAAGACUUGGAAAAGCUACUGGAAGAGAUGGAGAAAAUCUCAGUGCAAGCCACGUGGAUGGCCUACGACAUGGUGGUGAUGCGCACCAACCCCUCGCUGGCAGAGUCCAUGCGCCGGCUGGAGGACGCCUUCCUCAACUGCAAGGAGGAGAUGGAGAAGAACUGGCAGGAGCUGCUCACUGAGACCAAGCAUAAACAGUAGGCCCCUCGCCCGCCGCGGCCCCACGCUGCCCUCGCCGCCGCGGAGAAGCCCCUGAGGCGCCGAGCCUUCUCUGCUGGCAGAGGAACAGCGACCAGAAUAGACAGCUGUGUGAACCGUACUUGUUUCUCAAUAAACUUAUU